Cryptosporidium muris RN66 is the source of this 3165-nucleotide messenger RNA. Its product is annotated as amine oxidase, flavin-containing family protein. Gene Ontology annotation, molecular function: oxidoreductase activity. The coding region runs from base 1 to 3165 and encodes 1054 amino acids. Lineage: Eukaryota; Apicomplexa; Conoidasida; Eucoccidiorida; Cryptosporidiidae. The transcript has a single exon. The record is from RefSeq and is a predicted model, not a curated record.
AUGGAUACUUUAAAAAAGUUUCAAGAUAGCCAAAUUCAAGACUAUUGGUAUAAUCACAAUGUAUAUAAUGGUAUGGACCUAGUAUUGCAAAAUAAUUCAAAUAUUAAAGUUAUACAACAGAGAAAUAUAGUAGAACCCUUCAAUAGAUUAUGUCAUGAAUAUAACUACUUACCCAAAGAUCAACAUAUAAAUGGACAGAGGCUACCAAUGAUAGACUCUUGCAAACCAUAUUCUUAUUUUACAAACAUGAUGAAAAAAGGACUUAUAUGUUUUUCUUGUGGGAAUUCUCUAAAUAGAACACAAUUGGAAUAUACUGAUAGUGAAAUAUCUACGAUACCCACGUGUUCUACUUCUACAGAUAUAUCUUUAAUCCCAAGUUUUGUAUGUAGGAUGGAUGUAUGUGGUAGAGCGAUUUGCUACAAUUGCAAAGUGUAUGCCGAAUCUGAAAACGUGAUAUUAUUUAAUACAAGCACUAGAUUAUGUACAAUUUGCUACUAUCAAAGUAACUAUAAUAAAAAUAAUAUGAAUAAACCAAGGAAUCCAAUUGAGUGGCACUGGUGCUUCCAGACAGCAGACGAUUUAACAUACUUAAGACAACUCAGGACUGGUUUAGUAAAUGGGAAUGGAUUACAUAUAGAAUUAAGUGGUAAGAGACAAGGUUGCUGGAGAAGAAGAAAAGAAGGGAUAAGGAAACACUUCAGCUUCAAGCAAUAUGGAGGAUUUUUUGAAAGUAGAAUGAUCGCAUUAGAUUUGGGGUACCUACAAUCUAAAGCUUCUAGUUUGGAGUAUAAAGCUAUUCCCUUUAUUAUGACAUUAGACAAUAAUAGUAAAUAUGAUAUUAUUCCCAAAAGAAUAGCAAAAGAAGAAAAUCCUGAGGGAUCUGAGUCAUUACAAAUUUCAAAUGAUAUUUGUUGCAUCUGUUUCAAAGGAAUAUUGGGUCAAUCAUAUUCCAAAAAAUUAGAAAUAAUUAUUUAUUCUUGUAAUCACAAGUAUUGCAAUCUGUGCCUCGAUUACAUUGAAUCUAAGUUUUUAACGGAAAACUGUCCUCACAGCUUUUUUAAUGAAGAAAAAGUAUGUAUAAUUUGCCACAAAUUUAAAGAUAAAACUCAGGAUAACUUUAGGAAUUUAUUGAAGUACUUAAUUAAUAUUUUACCCUGUAGAAUAUCACUAAUUAAACUUGAUAUCUUUAAUAUGGAGUGGAAGACUCCCUAUGCAUCAUUCAAUAUAUUAGGUGCUAGUGGUAUCUUAGAUUCACGACUAGAAGCCUAUAAAUUAAUUGUAAGAUAUCAACAUGAUAAUGAAGGAAGUACAUAUGAUCGGAGUAUAUUCUACGGUGAAUUCAACGGUAAAGUAGGUUACUAUACUCAAUUUAUUAAAAAUGGAGUGUUGAGAAUUUAUGGACCUUACGAUUCUCAUGAUGAGGCUGGAAGAAGGUGGGAUUUAGAUGCAUUGAAAUAUUAUGGAGCAGAAUAUGCCAUGACAAAAGCAUAUUUUCCAAAAUUAUUAACUUGGCUAUCAUUACCAGAACAUUUACAACGUUAUUUUUUAGCUCCUUGGAUAGUAUGGACAAUAGACAAAAUAAGGGAUAGGUAUUGCAUUCCAACAACUUUCAUAUCCAGUAAUAUAACGAAGUGUUACGAUGUAAUAGUAAUUGGAGCAGGAGUCGCAGGAAUGAGAGCUGCUGAACUUCUACUUCAAAGGAAUCUACAAGUUAUAAUACUUGAGGCUCAAAAUACGUCUUUAGGCCGUGCUUGUUCAUACAAAAAGUGGCCCAAAAAGUCAAAUAGUCAAUUAAAUUCAAAAUCAUAUUAUUUUCAUCGCAAGGAUAUUGGAAAACCUGGAAUUCGUGUCCCUAUUGAAACUAUUGAGUUAUGUAAUGAGUUACUAAAACUUUCAAUGGAACUUUUGGAGGAAGUAGCUAUUGAUAUAUACCAUCCACUAUCUAAUAUCCUAGAUAAUCCAAUUAAAAUAUUUAAUACUCAAUAUGAUGGAGGAUAUACUGACAUAAAUCCUUCAAGAUCUAUUAUUCAGAAGUUAGGAGAAAUUAAGAAGCCAAUAAAUUGGAGAUGGCUACUAAUAAAUCAUUGUAUCCCCAUUAUUAUGAAAAGAUUAAAUAUCUCAAAUCUAAGUCCAAUAGCAUGGAGUAUCAUAGAAAUUAUGACUAAAGGAGACUAUGAUGAAAAUCUGAAUAAAGGCAUUGAACAAAUUUAUUGGGAAAGAUUACCUAGAUUUGUAGGAUUUGAGGAAGCUCCUUGGAGAGAGUAUUGGUGUUGUCCUAAUGAUGAUACUAAUCAAGUGUCAAAUAACUCUGGAUCUACAAAAGUACUUAAUAGUGAAAUAGAAGUUAAUAUUGAAGAUCUAGUUAAGGCAACAAUCAACCAUACUUUGUACAAUAAAAAUGUUACUGAUAUUCUAUACAACAACGAGACGGAUCAAGUGAAUGUAAGAGCCGCAGAUGGAACUUGGUAUAGGGCUAUAUGUGUACUUUGCACCUUACCAAUUGGAGUAUUAAAGGGUUGUAUUAAGUCUAAUACUAGUUUAAAUAUUAAUGAAAUUCAACAAUUUUAUCCCACAUCUAACUCAUCAACUAUAAACUUUUCGCCUCUACUGCCAUCUGAAACAAUUAAUUCUAUUGAAUCUAUUGAUAUGAACAACUAUACAGAAGUUUAUCUGACAUUUGAUAAUACCCAUGAUCAAUUUAAAUCAUGGUGCCCAAUAUUGGAGGGAAAGAUAUACAAUCUGAACAAUUCUUCAGUGACUAUUUAUAUUAAUAACGAAACUCCUGGAUCUUUAGUUUGUGGUAUAUCUCAGGAAUUGUGUGAUCGUUUUAGCACGAAAUCAUCUUCAAAGUUACCUCUAAGACAAUUAGUUGAUAUUUGCCUUGAAUUACUCAGAGAUAUUGUAACUGAUUCAGUUGAACUUAUUCUCCUCGACUGGUCUGUUAAAGUCUGGAAGGAUGAUGAGUUUACAAGAGGUAGUAUCCCUGUCCAUACUAUAGAUAGUAAGGAAAUUCAUAUUGUGCAAUUAAUAAAGCCCCAUUUCGAUGGUCACUUGUACUUUGCUGGAGAUGGAACAACAGUUAACAAUUUUGGAACAGUGAAUGGAGCCUUAUUAAGUGCUAAAAGAGCAACAACCCAAAUUUGUCAAUUCCUUGAUAACCGAUAG